CGGAAAUCCCUGUACAUGUAAAACAUACAAAGGAAAAAUGUUUGCUGUUUGCACAGAUCUUAAUUUGGAUAAAGCACCAGAUUUUCCGAAUAAUGUCGUUGGCAUCAACUUUGCAAGGAAUAACUUUGAAAGCAUACCCCAAAACCUUCCAAAGAGCCUAAUGUACCUAGAUAUGUCUCAUAACAAUAUACAAUCAUUAGAUAAUUCCUCUGUGGUUAGAUACCGACUACUUCGGAAUUUUAGUGUCUCUUGGAACAAACUUUCCAAUAUUCAAAUUGGUACAUUUCAGUUACAUUCAAAUCUUCAACAUCUUGAUAUUUCCAAUAAUGAUAUUCUUACAAUUGAAGUCAUUUCUAAUAUAUCUUCUGAUUUGAAAGAUUCGCGAAUAAAAACGUUAAAUUUUGAAAAACUUCAGUGCACUUACGGAAUCUCUCAGAUUAUUGAAGUAAACCAUGUUGCCCAUUUGAAGAAUACCAAUCUACAGGAGUUAAACCUAGCGUCAAACAGGAUUAAUAGUCUGGAACUAAGUGUUUUAGUUUCACUUCCCAAAUCACUUCGUGUCCUAAAUUUAGCAGAUAAUAAGUUAAGCUUUGGACUUUACAUCAUGGAAUUUGCUGUUCUGAAAAGUCUGGAGAUACUUAAUAUAAGCUUCCAGUACUCAUUUCAUCAAAUGGGCAUGACGGUUGACUUUUUCGAAAAAUGCAAUGACACAAGAAUUCAAGGAGUUGAUCUUGGCUCUUCUAUACCCGGAAGCAAAAACAAUGACACUAACAGAGGUCUGUCUUUUGGUGGGUUAAUGUCUAAAUAUGUUGAUGAUUCUACAAGAGUAGAAAACUACACGGUAUAUUUGCCGCCAAAUCUACGAAAACUUUAUUUCCAUGAUAAUCUAUAUAAAAUGUCCGUGCCCAAAAUACCGAUUGGACCCAUUAACAAACUAACACAUAUAUAUGUCCAAAGGAAUAUAAUUUAUGAGGUGAUUGGACCAUUCACGGGAAUUGAAAAUAUUCGAUAUAUUGAUUUUUCUGGUAACUUUUGUGGAUACAUUUCAAAAUCAUUUUUACAGCAUUUUACAGGUAUCGAAUUUUUGAAUCUUUCUAACAAUGCUUUCGGACAGGUUUUCGAAAAGGAUAAGAAUGGAGAAAUACUCUUAUAUCAAACUCGCCUAUUACUCCUAGACUUGUCUUACAACAGAAUCCAUAGUUUUUCAAGUGUUAUUUUUCAAAAGAACAGCAUGCUGGAACACUUAAACCUUGGUUAUAAUUCUUUAAAUGAAUUUACUGUGCAGAUUAACCAUAUGAAAAAUCUAUCUCUAUUAGACCUAUCUUUCAAUCAGUUGGGUUCUCUGGAAUUAUCUGUAAGAGAUGCCUUGAAUGCAAUAGCAAAGGAUAAAGAAGUCCAUGUAAAUUUGUUGGGUAACCCAUUGAAGUGCUCUUGCGAAAAUCUCAAUUUCAUAAAGUGGAUGCAUCAUUCCAAGAAAUUGAAUUUUGUUAUGUUGGAGAAUUACUCUUGUGAAUUUAAAAAUUUCAAAGAAUAUCCUUUGAAUGAAAUUGAGAAUUUACUUCAGGAAAUGGAGAAAAAAUGUUCUUCAUAUACGCUCAUUAUAGUAGUGAUGACGUCAUUGAUAAUCGUUGCUUUAACAGCAACGAUAAGUCGCAUCGUAUUUAGAUACAGAUUGAAACUCAGAUAUCUGUAUUAUGUCGCAAAAGAGAAAUAUCAAGGUGAGAUCGUUGAUGACGUCAACAUCAAGAAAAGCUUAUACCGCUAUGACGCAUUCAUUUCUUACACGGAUCAAGACAGAUUAUUUGUCAUUAAUCUUGUACGUAAGCUAGAGAAUAAAUAUGACUUACGUUUGUGCAUUCAUCAUAGAGAUUUUAUUCCCGGUACAGGUAUAAUGGACAAUAUUACAAAUGCCAUUCACUGUAGCAAACGAACUGUCUGCAUUAUGACGCAUAAAGAUAAUAUGCAGAGUUCUGAAUUUGGACCUGAUAUUUUUCCUUAUAGAGGCAGUAACAAGAGGGAAAGGAUCGAAAUCGAUGCAAUGAUGCAGACAACAAAAAUGGAAGAUAUUGAUUCACCUGAUAAACUGACAGACAGAUAG
Messenger RNA from Saccostrea echinata, 2098 nucleotides. RefSeq names its product toll-like receptor 4. Gene Ontology annotation, biological process: inflammatory response; toll-like receptor signaling pathway; immune response. The record is from RefSeq and is a predicted model, not a curated record. Lineage: Eukaryota; Metazoa; Mollusca; Bivalvia; Ostreida; Ostreidae. Gene Ontology annotation, cellular component: membrane. The coding region runs from base 38 to 2098 and encodes 686 amino acids. The transcript has 3 exons. Gene Ontology annotation, molecular function: protein binding; transmembrane signaling receptor activity.